AAAACCCUAGAUACUCGCCUGGAUCCCCUCCCCGUCGUCGGAAGAAGAAGAAGAAGAAGAAGAAGCACCUCCUCAGCAGGCGGCGAGUCGCAGCGGAAGCCGUCCUCCACAAGCUCGUCGCCAUGGGUCGCAUGCACAGUCGCGGUAAGGGCAUCUCAGCCUCGGCGCUUCCUUACAAGAGGACUUCUCCGAGCUGGCUCAAGAUCUCCUCUCAGGACGUGGAGGAGAACAUCUGCAAGUUCGCGAAGAAAGGCUUGACGCCGUCGCAGAUUGGUGUCAUUCUUCGUGACUCUCACGGGAUUGCCCAGGUGAGGAGCGUCACCGGUAGCAAGAUCUUGCGUAUCCUCAAGGCACACGCCCUUGCGCCCGAGAUUCCUGAGGAUCUCUACCACCUCAUCAAGAAGGCAGUGUCCAUCAGGAAGCAUUUGGAGAGGAACAGGAAGGACAAAGAUUCCAAGUUUAGGCUCAUUCUUGUCGAGAGCAGGAUCCACAGGCUCGCGCGCUACUACAAGAAGACCAAGAAGCUCCCUCCUGUCUGGAAAUACGAGUCUACAACUGCUAGCACUCUUGUGGCUUAGGCUGCAUCGUGGACCAUGAACCAGUUUUGAUGUAGCUUUUGAUUGCUGAUGGUCAUUGAUGCUCUCUGUCACUCACUCGCUCUUGCUCUUGAGAAUUUCAUUUAGUUUGGAUGAAAGUAUACUUGUUAUUGUACUUUGGGUGAGGAUAGAGAGAUGAGUUAUGUUAUCUUUUUGACUGUCAUCUUCAUUUUUAUCGAUUUUGAAGUUGACCUGUAGCGUUGUUUCGGUGGUAUUGGUUUAAUUUGGAUAUAGCUUACUUCCAACUGCUCCACAAGUUUGAGCUCUCCUCUUGGUUCAUUU
Molecule: messenger RNA, 878 nt
Organism: Eucalyptus grandis
Lineage: Eukaryota; Viridiplantae; Streptophyta; Magnoliopsida; Myrtales; Myrtaceae
Product: 40S ribosomal protein S13-like
Exons: 5
Coding region: 123-578 (151 amino acids)
Biological process (GO): translation
Cellular component (GO): cytosolic small ribosomal subunit; nucleolus; ribosome
Molecular function (GO): structural constituent of ribosome; small ribosomal subunit rRNA binding
Source: RefSeq, a predicted model, not a curated record